Aegilops tauschii subsp. strangulata is the source of this 627-nucleotide messenger RNA. Its product is annotated as histone H2B.3-like. The record is from RefSeq and is a predicted model, not a curated record. Gene Ontology annotation, molecular function: protein heterodimerization activity; DNA binding; structural constituent of chromatin. NCBI's taxonomy places the organism in Eukaryota, Viridiplantae, Streptophyta, Magnoliopsida, Poales, Poaceae. Gene Ontology annotation, cellular component: nucleosome.
CACAGCAUCUGCACACUCCGCCUCCCGCCUCUUGCAGCCUAACCCCACCUCUCGAGUCUCGACACCCUCGAAUCAGCGUCCAUGGCACCCAAGGCGGAGAAGAAGCCGGUGGCCACGGAGAAGGCUCCAGCGGGGAAGAAGCCCAAGGCAGAGAAGCGGCCGCCGGCGUCCAAGGAGGGCGGCGAGAAGAAGGGCAAGAAGAAGUCCAAGAAGAGCGUGGAGACGUACAAGAUCUACAUCUUCAAGGUGCUCAAGCAGGUGCACCCGGACAUCGGCAUCUCCUCCAAGGCCAUGUCCAUCAUGAACUCCUUCAUCAACGACAUCUUCGAGAAGCUCGCCGGCGAGUCCGCCAAGCUCGCCCGCUACAACAAGAAGCCCACCAUCACCUCCCGGGAGAUCCAGACCUCCGUCCGCCUCGUCCUCCCCGGCGAGCUCGCCAAGCACGCCGUCUCCGAGGGCACCAAGGCCGUCACCAAGUUCACCUCAGCCUAGGCUUCAUCGGACGAAUGGAUGGUCGCAUUCUGUAUGUAGUUAGCUGCCAGUUUGUGUUCUGAAGAUGUUAUCUCGUGAGAAUCAAAUUGUAUCGCCUGUCGGUCUGAAGAAAUAGUAAUGUUCCUUUCAGUGUAA